This is a messenger RNA of Brassica rapa (field mustard), 3078 nucleotides long. RefSeq names its product transcription factor RF2a-like. Gene Ontology annotation, biological process: regulation of DNA-templated transcription. Gene Ontology annotation, cellular component: nucleus. Gene Ontology annotation, molecular function: DNA-binding transcription factor activity. The record is from RefSeq and is a predicted model, not a curated record. NCBI's taxonomy places the organism in Eukaryota, Viridiplantae, Streptophyta, Magnoliopsida, Brassicales, Brassicaceae.
UUUGAGUAUAUUUUAACUAUUUAAGAUAUUUACGUUUGAUUAUUUGUAUAUAUUUUCAAGCAUUUAAGCAAACUUAAAAGUAUCAUAUAUAUUCUGGAUGUUUUUAUAUAUAUAAAAUCUAAAAAUAAUUAAUAUAUAUAAGUACUAAAAUACUAAAAUUUUGAAUAAUUCGGAUAUUUAAUCAAUUCCGGUUCGGAUUUAGUACUAAUUGGGAUCGGUUUAAUUCGUCGAAUUCGAGCUUUUUGCCCAACCCUAAAUAGUGACAUAAAAAUCAAAUAACAUCAUAUUUUUUAAAAAAAAAUACACCCGCACGGGCGUAUGGGUCAAAAUCUAGUCUUGAUUAUACUUAAUGUUUUAAAUGUAUAUGUUUAUAUAAUUAUUAUUAUAACAUAUGAUUUGAUAAAUUUCUAUUCACAUUAUUACUUAUAUAAAAGUAUUACAUAAAAAGAAGAGAAAAAAAUUUAUAAAACAAUUAUAACUUUUUUCUUAAGUUUUGUGUUAUUAUAAUUGUUAACUAAGUUUAAAAUUUACAAAAUAUGUUGUUUCACUAUUUCUUUUAGAUUUUAUUUUAUAUAUCAUGCAAAAAAAUAUACUAAAAUAAUUUUUUAUUAAAUUUUUAAGAUUAUUUGUAUUAUAAAAGCGGAUGAAAUAUCCGAAAGUAUUCGUAAAUAUCCGUAAAUAACUAUUUAUUUCCGGAUAUCCGUUUUUUCGGAUAUCCGUAUUUUUCCGAAGCAAAACAAAUCAAAAAAUUAGAUAUUCAUAACAUACAAACUACAAAGCAAAUCACAAAUACUUCAAAAACCUGGAUAUCUAAUCCGUGUCCAGCCCUAGUUAAAAGCAUCUUUUUCGCAAUACUAGGUAUGUUGAAUAUAUUUCAUGAAUAGCUAAUUUACAUUAUUGUAACUGAUGUCAGUAUCCACAAGAGUGGUAGCCAAUUAAAAAGUAUUGGACGACCACAUAAAAUUUUAGAUAUUAUUCUAAUGUUCUGCCAAAAACGGAAGUAAUAAGAAACUUCCUUCAACAAAUUUUGUAAGAAGCCAAGUAUUUUUUUUUUUUGCAACGUUUAUAGUUUCACCAAUAAUUUUGCUAUGAAAAAGUUGAAUGAUUUUAUAAAGUUUAAGUAGAACGUAAUUUUAAACUACCUAUAUAUUUAGAUUAAUCCAACAUGAAAGGAAGCAAAAACAUUGAUAUAUGUUUCCUGUAACAUUUGUAAAAGUAUACAUUUAAAUAUAAUUUGGAAAUAUAAAUAACUGGUCAGAAAAGUUAAGUUGAAACUUGAAGAGGGAAAUAAUCAUUGAUUGACUACGCACAAUUAAUGUUGGAGGAUGAUGACAAAAACAUAUAUUUUCCUCUUGACCCAAUGAGAGUCCCCAACACAAAAUUCCUAACUAGUCUUUUUAUCUUUUUCUUUCUUUCCGGAAAUGAACAAGAAACCGUAAUUUUUCUUUUGUCGACAAACAGGAAACGGUAAAUAUAAAAUAGCUAGCUCGUGCAAGUAUCAUGAAACAAAAAAGCAUUGUCGAAAACCAUUUGAGGUGUAAUCUCCCCUCCCUAGCUCAGGUAACAAGAGACUCGACGCCGUUCUUCGUCUCCGUAUCGAUGGAUGGUCACGCCGAUAUUCCUCCUUCAUACUCCGGUCUCAGCCAAUACCCGAGGGCUAACCCUUUUGGUGACGAGAGUUCCAAUAGAGCAACCAUGCCGCCGCCUAGCGGAAGCUCACUCCCACCCUUUCCGUGUCCUCAGAUCCCACCGACCGGUCAGCCAUCCCAGUACGGAUCAACCCCCUCGUGGUCGACGUUACCUCAGCCGUCGUCGUCUCUCCUCUCAUUCCCGCCGUUGAGCCCGUCGUCCUUCCUAGAUUUUCCUUCAGCAACGGUGGCCAACAAAGAAAUGGCAUACCCUCCGGUUCCAUACACGGGAGGCUCAGGGAGUAGUCUGCCGUCGUCUGUCUUCUCAGUGCAGCCGCCGUACCGAGGUUUUCCGUCAGCAACGGUGGCCAACAAUGACAUGGCAUUACCUCCGAUUGCGUACAUGAUGCCUAACUCCUCCUCCGCAGAGGGUAAGGCCUAUAAACGGGCCAGCAGUGAUAGUAUCAGGUUAAAUUCACUGAUGGCUAGCAAUCGAACCUACCCGAAUCCAAUAGAUAUGCCCGUUGGCGUGAGGACCCAAAAUGAAAGCGUUGGAGACAAGUCGUCGUCUCACAAUGAGGAUGUGAAUGUGAAUGUUGAUGUUCCGAAUGGGAACAAGAGAAGAGCUGCCAACGAAAUUGCUCCUCCAAGAAGAAUUUGGAGGAGUGUUUCAGCCGGUAGUAGUCUCAACGAGGCUCCUUCUCUUCCUCAGGGUGUUUCGGUUGAUGUGGGGAACGAUACUGCUUUCGGAGGCAUGUUUACUCCAGAACAACUGCGUAAGAUUGCCUCCUCUGACGAACUCAAAGAGAUGGCAGCAUCUGAUCCUAAGCGUCUCAAAAGACGCUUGUCAAACCGGGAAUCAGCUGCACGUUCAAAGGAGAAGAAGGCGCUGCAAAAGUUCGAGUUGGAAGUCAAAGUCGAGAGACUUGAGACUCAGAUUGAUACAUUGACUGCCGUGCUCAAGCUUGAGAAGAGAGAAAGAAUGGCAGAAAGGAUGGCGGCGGAUCACGAGUGCGCGCGACUGAGGACUAGUCUUGAUGGAGCGGAUGAGCAGGCACGAGUUCAUCAUGACUUGAUCGAACAAUUGAAUGGAGAAGUUCGUCGGCUAACAGAAGAGGCAAGUAGGCUAAGAGAAGAGGUGAACGAAUACCGGAGGAGGGAAAGUGAGAGAAUGAACGCAAACAUGUUGGAGCAACUCAACAUCAACCAGUUUGAAGAGACAGAUUAUAAUUUCGAAUGAAGAAAUGCAUGCAUGAUGAUCAUGGAUCCAAGGAAGUGGCGUCUUUGGUAUCAAGGAUUGAUUGAAAUAGUAUAUAUAAAUAUAUAGUUUAAUUAAGUUGUUUCAGUUUAUCUAUAAUAUGUGCAAUAGAGUCAUGUUAAGUUGAACUGAACAAAAAAAAGUCAUGUCAAGUUAAAAAAAAAAAAAUCUAUCUGUAAAAACUAAAAAAAG